AUGGUCAAGCAUGUUAGAGCCUCAGAGAUCGAAGCCUUCAUAAAAGAGCUAUACAAGAAGUGGGAAGAGAAGGAAGGUGGCCAAAAUAAACAAGUAUUGGUUGAUAUGAAGAAAUGGUUUGCAGAUUUAACACUAAAUAUUAUUGUCCGAAUGGUGGCUGGGAAGCGAUACUUUGCAAAUAAAGCCUCUGAUGCAGAGGAGUUGAAGGAAUGGUUAAAGGAGCAUCAGCAGAAGAGAUCAUCUGCUGAUUACUGCAAGGCCAAGGGUGAUGAUCAAGACUUCAUGGACAUAAUGAUAUCAAUUAUGGAGGAUUCAAAGCUUAAAGAUUAUGAUGCUGAUACCAUAAUCAAAGCUACUUGCUUAAUUCUGUUCCUUGUAAAUUUUCUUGAAGCUCAGGUGAAGAGAUUGAUGACGGCGAACAGUAGAACCUCAAAAAAGGUCAGGUUGCUCUUGAUAAAGAAGAAGAAGAUGAUAAAUUGA
Molecule: messenger RNA, 480 nt
Organism: Macadamia integrifolia
Lineage: Eukaryota; Viridiplantae; Streptophyta; Magnoliopsida; Proteales; Proteaceae
Product: cytochrome P450 CYP82D47-like
Exons: 3
Coding region: 1-480 (159 amino acids)
Biological process (GO): defense response to other organism
Molecular function (GO): iron ion binding; oxidoreductase activity, acting on paired donors, with incorporation or reduction of molecular oxygen; monooxygenase activity
Source: RefSeq, a predicted model, not a curated record